Periophthalmus magnuspinnatus is the source of this 627-nucleotide messenger RNA. It is a transcript of the gene nrsn1l, whose product is annotated as neurensin 1-like. Gene Ontology annotation, cellular component: transport vesicle; neuronal cell body; neuron projection. The transcript has 3 exons. NCBI's taxonomy places the organism in Eukaryota, Metazoa, Chordata, Actinopteri, Gobiiformes, Gobiidae. The record is from RefSeq and is a predicted model, not a curated record. Gene Ontology annotation, biological process: nervous system development. Bases 1 to 627 code for a protein of 208 amino acids.
AUGGUGCUGUGUUCUAAUCCCUGCGUGUCCGGGUCGGGAGGGGAGUCGUCCGGCAGUGAGGCCUCCUCCUCCUCCUCGCAGUUCGGCGUGCGCUCGUACCUGCACCACUUCUACGAGGAGUGCUCUUCCACCAUGUGGCAGAGGAACCUGGAGGACCAAGGCUUCGUCCAGAGCCAGAGAUCAUCCCUGUGGUGGAACUCAGCCAUCUGGAAGGUUUCCGUGGCUCUGGGUCUGCUCAUCCUCACCGCGGGCGUCGCCAGUCUGUCGGUCGGUUACUCCACCCCUCACAAAAUCGAGUCUUUUGGGGAAGGCGACCUCUUCUUUGUGGACACCCAGGCGAUUAACUUCAACCGGGGGCUUCACCAGAGCAGGGCGGCCGGGAUCGGGCUGUCCUGCCUGGGGGUGGCGCUGGCGGCCAUGGGGCUGGCGGUCUGGGUGCUGCCUCGGGCCGACUGGAAGACCCGGCUAUUCCACAGAGCAGAGAGCGGGGAGGGCAGAGGGGAGUGGGCGCCUAAAUGGAUGGGGUUUAGCGAUGGAGGGGAUGUAGUCACCAAGCCGCCGGUUUUAGACGAGAAAAAAGUCCCUGUAACUCUGUCGAAAGUGGAAAACGUGCAACCAGCCUCGUAA